AUGGCUCUGGCCCAGUGGCGUAUAAAGGCCGUCGUGGGGAUAAGGAACUUACGGCAUUGUGUUCAGAACGGUCAAGGACUGGCAGUAACGCCUCUAAGACGAGAGAUAGCAGAAAAAAGUCAUACAUAUGUUACGAAUGAAUCAUUUUUUGAGAAACGACCGUCUUCGUUUUACAGCCACAAGAGCAGACGUCGAAGGCACACCUCAAGACGUCUUUAUAACAACUCUGGAUACCCCUGGAUACCCUUCGCUUCAAUCAACUUCAUCUUUUACAGUCACUCUGCGGCUAUCAAGAUGCGCCUCCGGAGAUAUAUAGGAUCAACUCUAUCAUCUCGGCCUCUUGACGAUAACAGCGACUUCGAGGACGUUGUUGUUCAUCACAGCGUCAACCCACGCUCCAGCCCAUCCUCGGUCCCUUCAAUGCCCCUUCAGAGAUCAUAG
Molecule: messenger RNA, 441 nt
Organism: Laccaria bicolor S238N-H82
Lineage: Eukaryota; Fungi; Basidiomycota; Agaricomycetes; Agaricales; Hydnangiaceae
Exons: 4
Coding region: 1-441 (146 amino acids)
Source: RefSeq, a predicted model, not a curated record